This is a messenger RNA of Staurois parvus, 1678 nucleotides long. The record is from the annotation of a GenBank genome assembly. NCBI's taxonomy places the organism in Eukaryota, Metazoa, Chordata, Amphibia, Anura, Ranidae.
AUGACCUGGUGUAUCACCACCUGCAACUUCGACAUCGACGUGGACCUGCUCUUCCAGGAGAACUCCACCAUUGGCCAGAAGAUAGCUCUGACUGAGAAGAUCGUCUCCGUCCUUCCGAAGAUGAAAUGUCCUCAGAGGUUGGAGCCUCACCAGAUCCAAGGCCUGGACUUCAUCCACAUCUUCCCCGUCAUCCAGUGGCUGGUGAAACGCGCCAUAGAGACCAGGCAGGAGAUGGGGGACUACAUCCGCUCCUACUCCGUGUCCCAGUUCCAGAAGGACCAUCGACUCCCAGAGGAUGAAGAGUUUGCCGGCCGGCGGGAGAAGGCGGUGAGGACUCUGACAGAGACUUGUGACAUCUACAAGCCGCGCAGGAAGUACAAGAGACUAGAGGGCGCCGCUGAGCUGACAGACGAGGAGAGCCGCGUACACUCCACCCUCCUGGAGUACGGCAGGCGGUAUGGACUCAGUAAGCCGGGGAAGACAGACAAGCAGGAGGACCACAAGGUGUCUGUCCCGUCUGGACUGGCUGGUAAAGGGGAGUCAGGGAGGAGGAUGAGCUGCAGGCCCAGGAAGAGCUGCGUAUCAAGGCUCUGAUGACGGGGAAUGGCGGCCAUGGACUUGGAUCAGGGUCGGCUGACGGCGAGCUCGGUGGGGCAGAUUGUGGGCUUGCAGUCGGAGGAGAUCAAGCAGAUGGUGUCGGAGUACGCGGAGAAGCAAUCAGAGCUCAGCACCGAGGAGAGACCGGAGAGUGUGGGAGCCGCCCAGCAACAUCGCAGGAAGGUGGCCGCUCUCAACAAACAGAUCACCCACAGGAGCAAAACCCUGGAGCAGAUGAGGGGGGAAUCCUCCCGCUUGCGCUCGCAGUGUGAUGACGCCAAGAAGAAGCUGUCGGCGGUCACAGAAGUCGCUGAGAAGCUGAACGAAGAACUUUCCACUCUGGAGAGCGUGGAGGCCAAAGCCGACCCGGGGCGUCCUGCUGAAGUUGCGCUCUCUGGUGGCCAUGAAUGAGAGUCUGAAGUCUCAGGAGUUGCAGUUUCGGGCUCAUUGCCGGGAGGAAAUGUCCCGUCUGCAGCAGAACAUCGAUCGUCUGAGAGCCGAAUCUGCAGAGAGCAGCGAGGAGAAGGAGAGGGGUCUGGUGUUUGAACAGCAGCUGAAGGCGGAGCGCGAAAAACUGCAGAAGAUCCGACUUCUCCUGGCUCGCAGGAAUCGGGAAAUCGCCAUCUUGCAGCGCAAAAUUGAUGAAGUUCCGAGCCGAGCGGAGCUGACGCAAUAUCAGAAGAGGUUCAUUGAGCUCUAUGCACAAGUGUCAGCCACCCACAAGGAGACAAAGCAAUUCUUCACCCUCUACAACACGCUGGAUGACAAGAAGGUUUAUCUGGAGAAGGAGGUGAAUUUGCUGAAUUCUAUUCAUGAUAAUUUCCAGCAGGCGAUGGCGUCAUCCGGAACGCGGGAUCAGUUCCUGCGGCAGAUGGAGCAGAUUGUGGACGGGAUCCGACAGAACAGGAAUAAGAUGGAGAAGAAGAAGCAGGAGAAUAAGAUGCGGAGGGAUCAGCUGAACGAUGAAUAUCUGGAGAUGCUGGAGAAGCAGAGAUUGUACUUCAAGACGGUCAAAGAGUUCAAAGAGGAGUGUCGGAGGAAUGAGAUGUUGCUGAGUAAGCUGAAGGAGCGCUCCGCCUGA